Messenger RNA from Nasonia vitripennis (jewel wasp), 3232 nucleotides. Its product is annotated as kynurenine--oxoglutarate transaminase 3-like. The record is from RefSeq and is a predicted model, not a curated record. Gene Ontology annotation, molecular function: pyridoxal phosphate binding; L-kynurenine:2-oxoglutarate transaminase activity. Gene Ontology annotation, cellular component: mitochondrion; cytoplasm. Gene Ontology annotation, biological process: biosynthetic process. NCBI's taxonomy places the organism in Eukaryota, Metazoa, Arthropoda, Insecta, Hymenoptera, Pteromalidae. The transcript has 8 exons. The coding region runs from base 1659 to 2981 and encodes 440 amino acids.
ACUUCGACGUACAGCUGUGGAAAGCCUCGAAAGGGAUUCUCCAGAAUGAUAAGGUGCAAAAUUUGAUUGAGGAAAACGAUGACGAAUUAAUCGUCGUGCGCUUGUGUGUGAUAAGGAACUCGAUAUAGUGUCGUGCAAUUUGUGACUGAGGCACGACAGCGAGAAGAUGAAUCAGGUUCGCGUUCGGUACUGUUUUUAAAAUGCAGCAUAUAGAGCAGAUAGAUAUUCGAUAAAACGUUAAAUGACAUCAUGUGCUUCUGAUGAUUUUAGAGAAUUCGCAAUUUCACCACAAUUAAAACAAAAGAAUAUAUCGAUUCGAAAUUCGAAUGAAAUAAAGUGAUUUUGGUAUUUUCAAAAAAGUGUUAGUGCAGUGUAAACAAAUGGGCGUGUAUGUGCAUGCGUAUACAGCGUGUGUCGUAUGAGUGCAUCUGUGCGCAUGUGAAGAAGCCCAAGGUCAAAAAACGCACGACAUUCUAGAAGCCCGCACCAGUGUUUUCAGUGUACCAGUUUUAUAGUCUAUUUAGAGACUUAUCCAAAGUUGUUAGGAAUUAUUUAUAAAUAAUAAUCAUUGAUUUCAAGACAAAAUUUAUAUUUAUCUAUAGCAAAUAUCUUUUACUUAAAGCAUUCGACAUUUUCUUGACUUAUACGCGAGAUUGGCGCUUUAACAUACGAGACAAACAAAGAUAUUGUGAAUCUUUGAACAAGAGAUUUUCAUCAAAAUUUUUCCUCGAGUAUUGAAAAAAGUAGGUGCUCGUGUUACUUUUUCGUAUUUGCUAAUCUGAUUACACCACCAGCGAAGCCUAUACAUUAUAUUGUAUAGUACCUACUUCCCCAAACGCUUAUCUACCGAGAACAAUACGUACGAUAAGGGGAUUCACACAAAACAUAUGUUUCUUUUUUUUCAUACUUGGAAGAGGAUAAAAUCACAUAUUUGCAAAUUACUAUUUAGCAUUUCGUUUAUUCGUGUCAAUCGUAUUAUUUAAAAAUAAGUUUAAACAUAUGAAUAGUCAAAUUUUGAGGUUUAUACUAUAAAUGCAUCGCAAUAAAAUCGAAUAAACAGAAAGAUAAUAGAAAAAUACUCGGCAUUAUUAUUACGAGUACCGUAAACUUCGUUGCUUAAAUAAUCAUUUACACUUCGUGUACGACCUAAAGCUUCUUAUUUUUUAUUAUUGGUCUUCAUACUUAGAAUCUCAGUUCUCUUCAAUUUACUCCUUUUCAAAAUAUUGGAUUUUGCUAUCUAAUGGUAUAAUUAUUAUUAUUAUAAUUAUACGUUUGACAGUUUUAAUUGAACAACGUUUCGCACUGUAACUGCCGUAAUACAUGUAUAGUUAUAUAUACCCGGAAAAAUGUAGGUGGUCGAGUCAAGGUGGAGCACAACAGCCGAGCAGCGGUAUAGAAGCGCUCGGUAUAAGUAUAAAAGCUUCUGAGUUCGAUCAGAUCGAUAUCACUUGACGCUUAAUCUCGUGCAGUCAACGGAUGCGCGGCUGCCGUGAGAAUCGGUGUAAUAACAACAGACGAGUGAUCGAGACUUGAGGUAAUUAAAGCGAGCGCGCGUUAUCGGGCAACGAACGAUUUUUUUUCCGCGCAUCGAUUUGCACGGCAUUUUCCUCUCGGUGAAAUUCGAACGCGUGAUUUAUUGCUGCAGGUUUAUUCCCGCGAUGUGUCAGAAAACGGGUAGGAUGCUAGCGUACGCCUUUUUAAUAUUGAUGGUGACUUGGAUCUCCGAGUCCCAUGCCAACAAGUUUGACUUUCCCGCUCACCUCGUCGGUACGAACUCUUCUGUCACGGAUGGCUUGGAGUCUUUCAUCGAACAAUACAACCCAGUCGAUCUUGGAGUAGACAUGCUGGACGAAGAGGCUCCGAUGCACAUAAAAGAAGCUCUGGUCAACGCGACGCUAUCCCACGAUCCUAUUAUCAAUCAGAUGAUACCCUAUAAGCCUCUGCCGAGAUUCGCGAGAGCCUUAGCCAAGUUCUACUCGCCACUGCUUGGUCGCGAGGUGAUAGCAGAGGAAGAGAUGAUCGCGACGGUAGGUGCGACCGGUGGAGUCUUCGACGCGAUCCAAGGUCACACGUCGCCCGGAGACGAAUGGAUCAUCAUCCAGCCAGCCUACACCAUGUACGUGCCCAUGAUUAAAAUGGCUCACGGUGUGUCCAGGUACACCAACCUCAUAUUGAGGAAAAAGAGCGGCAAGAUCUCGAGUCAGGAUUGGGUACUCGAUCGAGAGCAAAUGGAGAGUCUGUUCAACAACAAGACGAAGGGAAUCAUAUUGAAUAACCCUUUGAACCCUUUGGGUAAAGUCUACACGCUCGAAGAGCUUAUGUUCAUUGCAGGACUCGCCAAAAAGUACGACACCCUCGUCGUGUCCGACGAGGCACACGAGUUCAUCACUCACAAGCCGCACAUUAGAAUUGCGUCUUUACCUGGAAUGUGGGAGCGAACCAUUGGUAUCGGAUCCUCGAGCAAAUCCUUCAACGUAGCUGGUUUCAGAGUCGGUUGGGCCUACGGUUCGGCCAACAUCCUCAAUAAUCUCAAGGCUGUUCACGCGAGAGCUGCCGACUGUGCUCCGUUCCCGCAACAGCAAGCAUUAGCCGUUGCUUUCGAGCAAGAAUUACGUGACAUCGGCAACCCCAACUCGUUCUUCGAAAAUCACCGUCGCGACAUUCUCAUCAAGCGUAACAUGAUGGUUGAGGCUUUCGAGAAGGCUGGCAUGAGACCGAUCGUACCCGACGGCAGUUUCUGUCUCAUCGCUGAUUGGACCACGCUGAAAAGUAAACCGCUGUGGAAGACAAAAGACGCAGGGUUGGAUUUCGUCAAGUGGCUCGUCAAGAACGUUGGGGUAUUCGGCCUGCCUGUGUCGUCUUUCUAUUCUGAGGGACACGAGUAUCUCGGGGAGAACUUUGUAAGAUACUGCUACCAAAAGAGUUACAAAACGAUCAAUACUGCUGUGGAGAAGUUACGGAAAUUGCAAAAGUACCGGUAAAUCUUAGGAUUCAAUUAAAUAUAGAAAAAUAUUGAAUGACUCGUUUCUAUGCUGAUGUUGAUUUUACAAUCGAGUACCUUUACGUUAACCUACCUUUGUAGUUAAGGAGUCAUUCGGUUGUAUAUACGUAUUUAUUAAUUCAUGUUGAAUAUAUAUAUGUAAUGUAUAAAAUGUACCGAGGAAGAAAAAAUAUAUAAUAGAUUAAUUGUAAAUAAAUAUAAUAAAAAUAAAUACAAGAUAAAGUAAAAAAA